AUGGAUGCUGAUUCCUUCAUCAUGGCCCUUCGCCGGUUCAUUUCCCUCCGCGGCAGUCCAGCCGUCGUAUAUUCGGACAACGGCACGAAUCUGAAGGCAGGCGGCAAGGAGCUCGCCGAAGGAAUCAAAAACUUAAACUCUAUUCGCGUAUCAGGAGAAAUGGCGGACCGUGGAAUUGACUGGCGGUACUCGCCACCAACCGGCUCACACUACGGCGGAAUUUGGGAGCGGCUAACUGGCUCCAGCAAGGCAGCAUUGCGUGCCAUUCUCGAGACCCGCUCAGUUAACGACGAAGUGCUGCGCACCGUGUUUGCCGAAGUUGCGUCGCUCUUAAACAGCCGACCCCUCACCCAUGUUCAAACGGACCCGAAUGAGCCCGAGCCGCUGACCCCGAAUCAUUUUAUGCUUGGUGGACCGCACCCUCAUCGUGCACCCGAUCGAGAAGAAGCAUUUGACGGACUAACGAGGCGUCGCUGGAAGCAGGCCCAGUUUAUCGUCGACCAGUUCUGGCGACGAUGGAUGAGAGAAUAUCUUCCCAGUCUCAUCGAGCGCAAGAAAUGGGAAAAAUCAGUUCGUCCUCUUCUAGUCGGCGACAAGGUCCUAAUAAUGGACGAGAACAACAAGCGAGGAGAAUGGUUAAUGGGCUCGAUCGUGGCCGUUCACCCGAGCCACGACGGAGUCGUGCGGAAAGCAACAGUCAAAACGGCUAAUUCUGUGUUAAUCCGACCCACUGUUAAACUCUGUUAUAUUUCAGAACAUGACAUUGCCAUGGAAAAGCAAGAUCACGAAGAAACAAAGGCAAGUGACAGCCCUGAAAACGACACCGCGCAAACAAGUGAUCAUUUGGCAGAUGAAAAUGUUUCACAACAACAAGAUGACGUCGUCAACGUACAUCGACCUUCGUCGGAAGAUAAUACUUCUAACACAGAAGAAUCCGACGACGAAACAACAUCAAUUCAGCAUGACGCAAUUAACGAAGAUGACUCCGCACUCGCUGAGGUUGAGGCUGAUGAUGAGCGUCCAUCAUCAGAGCCCAAAGAAGAUGUGUCAACUGAGAAAUCAGAACAACUUCGUGUUACCAGACGCCCGCAACGCAAUCGACAAAAGCCUCUGCGUUACCGAGAUGGAGUCCAAUAA
This is a messenger RNA of Daphnia magna, 1137 nucleotides long. RefSeq lists its product as uncharacterized. The transcript has 2 exons. Gene Ontology annotation, molecular function: nucleic acid binding. Lineage: Eukaryota; Metazoa; Arthropoda; Branchiopoda; Diplostraca; Daphniidae. The record is from RefSeq and is a predicted model, not a curated record. The coding region runs from base 1 to 1137 and encodes 378 amino acids. Gene Ontology annotation, biological process: DNA integration.